This is a messenger RNA of Capsella rubella, 807 nucleotides long. Its product is annotated as protein GLUTAMINE DUMPER 1. Bases 96 to 602 code for a protein of 168 amino acids. Gene Ontology annotation, biological process: regulation of amino acid export. The transcript has a single exon. The record is from RefSeq and is a predicted model, not a curated record. Lineage: Eukaryota; Viridiplantae; Streptophyta; Magnoliopsida; Brassicales; Brassicaceae.
UUUCAUACUCAUCUUUCCUUUUUACACCUCAAGUCAGAUAAACAAAAACACACACAAAUCAGAGAGAAACAAAAGAGACUCCACAACAGCAAACAAUGAGACCGUUGAGCGUUAAGUCGAGGUUGGAAGGUGUGGCGACGCACGCCACUCCAACAACAUCAGCCUUCGUGAAUGAUCACCACCACGGAGUGGCGCCGCAAUCACCGUGGCACUCGCCUGUUCCUUACUUAUUCGGCGGUCUAGCGGCGAUGCUUGGACUAAUAGCGUUUGCUCUUCUCAUCCUCGCUUGCUCUUACUGGCGCGUGUCUUCCUCCGGCGAGGAAGAUGGUCAGAACGUAGACGAAGAGAAAGAGAGCCGCUCUGGGGGUAAGGCGGCGAGCGGAGCUUACGAGGAGAAGUUUCUCGUCAUAAUGGCCGGAGAAGACUUGCCUAGGUUUAUAGCUACGCCGGCUAUGAAAAAGUGUACGUGCGGUGGUCACGAGGGUAAAAUGGUAAUCUCUCAGGAGGGUAGUGUUGUCACCGAAGAGGACGAGAAGAUUAAAGAAGGUGAAGACAAAGUGAAAGAUACUGGAGAAACAACUACUUCUACUACAAGUCACUAAAGUUUUUUUUUGUUUUUUUGGUUCUACUUAAUUUUACUUCUUUUUUGAGAGUUUUCUGGAUAUUUGUCUUUCUCAUAAGCCAUGAUUCCCAGGAAUGUAAAUUUUACUAGAGAGCAACAAUUUUGGGUUGUUUUACUUGUUCUCUAGUGUAUUAUCGUUUGGUAUAUUAAAUCCUUUAAUUCCAAAUUUUGUUGUUUUGAGGAAA